ACGCACGAGUUUGCCCUUCUCCUUCUCUCUGUUCUGUCUUGAUAUUAUAGCUUGGGCCGGUGGGACAGAGAGUGACAGACUGAGACUCAGAGGAGCUCGCGGGGACAAAAAAUGUUCCAACCAACAGACGGCGGUUACACAAACGGCUACCACCACGACGGCGCCGCCUCCUCCGCCGGAAUCUCAAGCGGUCAUCGAGUACGUAGGGGCAGCCGCCGCAGGUCACGUGGCCGUAGAGGCGGCGUUACUUGUAGCGACGGUGCUCCUAGGGUUUCUCAAUGGCAACAACAUCAACAGCAUCAGCAGAACGAAUACGAGGAGGAGGAAAGGGAAAAACCUACACCUCCUUGUACAGAGUUUGAUGCGGCAUAUUUCAACUCAUAUGCUCAUGUUGGCAUUCACGAAGAAAUGAUUAAGGAUCGUGCGCGGACUGAAAGUUAUAGGAAUGCAAUUUUUCAGCAUCAAAACUACAUCGCUGGAAAAGUUGUUGUUGAUGUUGGAUGUGGCACUGGCAUCCUAUCUAUAUUUUGUGCUCAGGCAGGAGCAAGACGAGUCUAUGCUGUUGAUGCAAGUGAUAUAGCUGUCCAGGCAAAUGAAAUUGUGAAGACAAACAACCUAUCUGACAAAGUUAUUGUUUUGCAUGGGCGGGUCGAGGAUGUUGAAAUUGAUGAAGAAGUUGAUGUUAUAGUAUCAGAAUGGAUGGGUUACAUGCUUCUUUAUGAGAGCAUGCUGGGGAGUGUUAUUACUGCUAGAGACCGCUGGCUGAAACCCGGAGGCCUUAUUCUUCCGUCAGUUGCAACGCUCUAUAUGGCGCCUGUGACACAUCCAGAUCGGUAUGGCGAAAGCGUUGAUUUCUGGCGUAACGUUUAUGGGAUUGACAUGUCUGCUAUAAUGCCGUUAGCAAAGCAGUGUGCAUUUGAAGAGCCAUCAGUGGAGACAAUCACUGUUGAAAAUGUUUUGACAUGGCCACAAGUGGCGAAGCAUGUGGACUGCUAUACAGUGACAAUUCAGGAAUUAGAGUCCAUAACUACCAGAUUUAAAUUUGAGUCAAUGAUGCGAGCACCCUUUCAUGGUUUUGCUUUCUGGUUCGAUGUGGAGUUUACUGGCCCCGCAGUAUUACCUUUGAACAAUGGUGUGCCACCGUCAUUUGUCGAGUCUUCAAACAGUUACAUCUCGGAGGGCAAUCACAGAAAGAAACGUCCCAAUCCUAGUGAAGCGCUUGUCUUGUCAACUGCACCAGAGGAUCCCCCAACACACUGGCAACAGACAUUGGUUUACUUCUAUGAACCCUUGGAUGUAGAGCAAGAUCAAGUUAUUGAAGGCUCUCUAACACUGUCGCAAAGCAAAGAAAAUGCUCGUUUCAUGAACAUCCAUCUUGAAUAUUCAUCUGGCGGACGUUCAUUUGUCAAAGAGUCAGUCAUGCGAUAAACCUACAUAUGGCUCUCUGUUGUUUGACUAGCGAGUCUUCAUGAAGUGAAGUCGUUUGUACCUUCUCAGCCAUUAUGGUGCUACAUAUGGCUCUCUGUGGUUUGACUAGCGAGUCUUCAUGAAGUGAAGUCGUUUGUACCUUCUCAGCCAUUAUGGUGCUGAUAUCAGCCACUAUGGUGCUCAUACAUAGUUUCUGAUUAUUCUACUUGUACUAUAGGUAAGGAAACUAAGUUGAGAUCGGGGCAUUUCCACUGCCUUUUUAACUUAAAAGCAUUGAAUGGGAGAACUUCAUAACAUAUGCAUAUAGGUGUAUUGAGUGAAAACUUGUCGUAACAUGUCGCUAGAAUAUGGGUCUUUCUGAGCUGUAAUUUGUAGAGUCGAUGUAGGGUUGGUCUGUUGUUGUGGUAGAAUUUUUGCGUAAGUUAACUUCAUUGGGAUAUCAGAAAGGAAAAAAUGAUAAAAUUAUUUGUUUACA
This is a messenger RNA of Nicotiana attenuata, 1903 nucleotides long. RefSeq names its product probable protein arginine N-methyltransferase 6. Gene Ontology annotation, biological process: peptidyl-arginine methylation. Bases 112 to 1428 code for a protein of 438 amino acids. Lineage: Eukaryota; Viridiplantae; Streptophyta; Magnoliopsida; Solanales; Solanaceae. Gene Ontology annotation, molecular function: protein-arginine N-methyltransferase activity. The record is from RefSeq and is a predicted model, not a curated record. The transcript has 13 exons.